AUGCAGAAAACCACAUACAGCAACAUUCACCGCGACUUCUUAAACGAGUUUGAAGACGAGCAGGGAGAUGUCAGUGGGUUUGCAUACACUCGUCAAGCUGCGGCACACGAACUGGAGGGCAGCAAACAGCAAAAGAUAUUUGACUGCGCACUGCAGUCCUUCGGCAACAAAUCACAGCUGCCUCGGAAAUCAAAACAGCAAAACCCCAAGUUUGCCAUCACCAAAAAGAUUUUCCCAUGGAUGAAAGAGUCCAGACAAAAUCAGAAACACGGCAAGGGAAUCACAGAAAGCCCUGUCGAGGAGUGUCCAAGCGCGACCCCUGCUUCCAAGAGGACGCGCACCGCGUACACGAGCGCGCAACUGGUGGAGCUGGAGAAGGAGUUUCACUUCAGCCGCUACCUGUGCAGACCGAGGCGGGUGGAAAUGGCCAGCCUGCUCAACCUGCACGAAAGGCAGAUCAAGAUAUGGUUUCAAAACAGGAGGAUGAAGCAGAAGAAGGACGAGAAGCUGAUCACCUCCUCCUCCUCCGCCCCGGGCAGCCCCACUCUCUCUAGCCUGGGUUAUGUCCAUCUGGGCGGGGAUUACCAGUCAGCCUCUCCUCCGCUGAAGGCCCAGCAACAACACCAAUCACAGUCAGUCUACACGCACUCGCCAGAAUACUCCAAAUACUCCUCUGCAGAUUCUCAUCCUCCGCAGAGCCACUUCACGAGCGGCCCGCAGUUUAACGCGCAUUACAACUCCAUGCUCAGCAGCUCCCACACACCAAACCCAAAUCAGGAAGCAAGUGAUCUAAACGGGUCGUAUUUCCCAGAGAGCUGCAGUUCUCAGGAAAGAAUCAUGCAAGCUCCGAAGCUUACUCAUUUGUAG
Molecule: messenger RNA, 867 nt
Organism: Myripristis murdjan (pinecone soldierfish)
Lineage: Eukaryota; Metazoa; Chordata; Actinopteri; Holocentriformes; Holocentridae
Product: homeobox protein Hox-B3a-like
Exons: 2
Coding region: 1-867 (288 amino acids)
Biological process (GO): anterior/posterior pattern specification; regulation of transcription by RNA polymerase II; embryonic skeletal system morphogenesis
Cellular component (GO): nucleus
Molecular function (GO): DNA-binding transcription factor activity, RNA polymerase II-specific; RNA polymerase II cis-regulatory region sequence-specific DNA binding
Source: RefSeq, a predicted model, not a curated record